This is a messenger RNA of Serpula lacrymans var. lacrymans S7.9, 577 nucleotides long. RefSeq lists its product as uncharacterized. The record is from RefSeq and is a predicted model, not a curated record. The transcript has a single exon. NCBI's taxonomy places the organism in Eukaryota, Fungi, Basidiomycota, Agaricomycetes, Boletales, Serpulaceae. The annotation marks the transcript as partial.
AAAAGCUGGAAUCCGUAUCAAUUCUGGCUCUAUUCUCUCGUAUUCCCAGCUGAAUGAGCAGUAAACGACGUCACGAACGAUCUGGCGUCCCACAAGGCGAUCAACACAAACUAUGGCUUCCGACAGAAAGACAGCAAGAUUCAGACUCUGAUCACCGGCGCUAUAAGCAAACGACCACAGCACAUGCUUCUGCCUUCAGACAUCAUGGCGGACAGACUGUGGACGCCCGGCAGACAGAGGGGAGACCGUCCAAUCGUGAUCGCGGCUACAAGUCAGACGGCCAAUAUGUUUCCAACUCUCUUCCGUCUUCCCACCAGUAUUAUGCCGGCCCUUCGAGCAGAACCCUCCAUCAUGCUGCUAGAAUACCCUCUGCACAACAACCUGCUCCAAAUCAACUCCCUUCCUCAUCCUCAGCGUACCAUGUGACAUCUAGUGCGCCUACGUACCAACAGCCCCCUCCGUCGCGUCCUCAACCACCAAGAGCACAAACCGACGCAUAUGAUCCAAGGAUACACACGCAUAAACGAGCUGCGCCUGCCCCGACUCCUCAGUCGUCCUACGAGAAAGUUUCUAGUGC